AUGUUUCGAAGCAGACUCGAUGCGUUCCCCUGCGAUAGAUGUCUUUGCAUCAACAAAAUUGGUUCGUUUGUUGGCCUCACAUCUCAGCGCGCAGUGUCAGCCUUUGCAGACUCUCAUCUAAGGGCAACAUGUGGUGUUCGCAUCGAGCACGCUGCAGCUAUAGGAGCACUCUUUUCCGGCAUCGCUGACGGAGACGCGGAGGAGCUGAUCCUGGAAGUCGUGAGCACUGCGGCAGAUGAUUCUCGCGGGGUCAGGCCGAGCGGCUUCAAAGAGGCCCAGCAGCUUCAGGUGAACAAGCUGUCGACCGAGUCUGGUUUCGAAGCACUGAGUUUGAGGUACAGUGAAGCUGUCCGAGCCACCUGGCCAGAUGACUACCGGUUCCAGGCUUUCGCCCCGGACAAGGCAUACGUGCUGCAGAUGGCAACACGUGCAGAGGAGAGAACCGAAGAUGCCGUGAAAUGGGACUUGGAGGAUGCCAAAAGCGCAGGCUCCUAUGCUCAUCGCUUCAACUUGUACAGUCGUGAGCAUGCCCGAGAAGCUGGCGAGGCAGUAGACGAGCAGCUGCCGUGUGUCAAGGUGGCUGCCCCAGUUGCAUGUCGAGUAGUCAAAACCAGCUUCCCCGCAUUGCUUCCCGUCGGAGCGUACUGCACACUGUGGCCUUACUCGGACCCCGAGGUCCGAAAGUUUGUUUUCAAUGGUUGCCAAGACUUCGUGGAGCUUGCCCAGGCCUUCUUCCACCACUCCGCCUUCUCCUCCAACGGCAAGGAGCUGGUCUGUGACAUUCAGGGGGUUGAGGAAGAGGAUGGUAGCCUCCUCCUCAUCGAUCCGUGCAUUCUUCGACCCAGCAAGCUAACUGUCGGAGCGCUGCUGAAAGGCGCUGCGAAGGAAGACAAAGAACGCGAGGAGUUGGCGGUCUGCUUGGGACCCGUUGUCAAUGUGGCGGCAGACAAGUUCGACAUGCUGCAUCCCAAGUGCACCAGCCCCUGCUUCAUAUCGGUACAGUUUGACCCAGAGCUGAGCCAGCAAUGCAAUUGCGUUUCGACUGGAGCUCCGGCUGAGAGCUACUGCUUAUCGUCAAUGAUGGAGCUUGGGAGGGCAAAUAUCUUUCCAUCUGCCGAGGUAAAGCGGAAGAAUGGCUCCCUGAGCUCUGGCUCGGAGCCAAGAUCCGACAUCAUCGGCCUCAGCCGCUCUCAUACCUUUGGGCUUGGGGGCUCCUUCGAGGUGGAGAGCUCUUCUCAGGUUGCUUUGGAGGAGCGGAGGGCUCACUUCCCAUCGCUCUGUUUGGUGAUGUACUCCGGGUUCUUGUCCACCUUGGCCUUAGACAUCGUGGUCACCACGGUCGACGAGUACUCCAGGAAACUGGGGGCCGGGACCCUCUUCAGUGGACUUGUCAUUGCGCUGACGCCGGUUCUCCAGGGCUUGAUCGGGAUCCCUCUCAAUCGCUGGAUGUUGAAAGCAGCUUCCAUGAAGACGGUGAGUAUUCUUAUGGCCGCUGGUAUGGUUCUGGGACACAUCAUCUACGCCCUGGCCGGGCUCAUGCACUCGAAGCUGGCAGUGCUUUUCGCUCGCGCCCUCAUUGGCAUUUGUCAGUUUCAGUUGGGUGCGCCCAUCUACAUUGCAGAUGCCGUGGGUGUCAAGAGGCGGACGCCAGUGUUGUUUGUGUAUUCUGCAGUGGCUACCUCGGCGCUGGCGGUGGCGCCAGCUAUUUGUGGCUUGCUGGAAACCUUCCUGCGUGAACUGCGGAUUCACAACCUUGUGCUGGACUCCGACACCGCCCCCGGUUGGUUCAUGGCCAUUGUAUACUUCUUGUACUUGUUGAAGGUGGUCUUUUUCUUCGAGAACCCAGAAAAGGCGCGCUCACAGGACACGAGCCAUGCUACUGCAGAAUCGCCGGCGGAGAAGCGGGAGUCCUUGUGGACGAUUGGCAUCCUUCUAUGCCUCUUAGACAGGAAGGGCCUCCAGCUGAGCACGCUCUCCACUGCCAUCAUCUCCAUACUCGCUUUCCACUUCUCGCCGAGCUGGUCCGUGGCCACGAUCACCUUGACCUUCGUCGGCCUGCUGCUCCUCCAGGCGACCAGCUGCGUGGUGAAGAACUACGCGUAUGCGCUGACGCCGAAGAUCGUGGCUCCGCACUUGAAGGAUCGAGCCACUUCUUGGCUGCUGCUGGCUCUGACCCUGGGACGAGGCGUCGGAGCACAAGUAGGAGUGAUCUUCACUCCUGUGUCCUUUGCAUUCACCAUGCUGAGCACAUACCUUUUGCUCUUUGCCCUCGUUUUUGUCUUCCGAUCUCGAAUGAAGCAGCAUGCCAAGGCCGUCUAA
Symbiodinium sp. CCMP2456 is the source of this 2319-nucleotide messenger RNA. NCBI's taxonomy places the organism in Eukaryota, Dinophyceae, Suessiales, Symbiodiniaceae. The record is from the annotation of a GenBank genome assembly.